GAGCUUCCUCUGAGCCCCUGAACCCUCUUCCCUCCCUAGGAAGAAAGGGAUCCCUUCCUGGCCCCCUGCCCCAGGGCCCAAGGCUUUGGCUCCCACAGUCCCCAUCCAGGCGGGGCUGGCAGCAGGUGACUGGAUGAGAAAGGCAUGGUGAAUGGGGGCGUGGGCCUUGGCAAGUACACUCCUUGGCCAAUCAGCGGCCUGCCCAGCCGGUGGAUUCAGUUACAAGCCAGAGAUCACCCCAUACUCCAGCCUCCUUCCUACUCCUCCCAAAGCUCCAUUCAUUGGCCCUGCCGCAGGGUCUGCAGGGCACCGCUUCCGCUCAGCUGCUUAAAUCUGCUGCCUCGUGGGCUGCCAGGGGUAGGUGUUGUGGGGGCUUUGUCUGACUGGGCUGGGCCAGGACAGAAUGGGGAUUCUGGUAGUGCUGUUAGGGAUGCUGAGCUUCCUGGGAGUGGCUGUGGGGAGCUCCUCUGCCCUCCUCUGGGACAGCACCUCCUGCCACUUGGCCAGGCCCAUCCCCGGCAGCCCCUUGGGGACCCUGAGCUUUCUGGGCAAGAAUGCCCAGAGACUGGCCCUGGUCCACACCCACUGGGAUGAGCACGGGAGGCUGCAAUCUUGUAGCCAGCAAGACGAGCCAGAGCUCACUGCAGCCUUUAGUGCUCUCUGUGCUGGUGAGAUCACCCGGGGCACCUUCAUCCAAACCCCUGGACCUGAGCUGCAGAGAGCCCUGGCCACACUUCAGAGUCAGUGGGGAGCCUGCCGAGGGACUGAAGAGGGUCCAGCAGGGGCUAGGGAGAAGCGAGCAGCAGGGGUCAGGGUAGAGCAAGCAGAAGGACACAGAGGAGCACCCCGCAGCAUAGGACACCAGCGGUUGAAGAGAGGCUGGACUAUGCCUGGCACGCUGUGGUGUGGAGUCGGGGAUUCUGCUGGAAACUCCACAGAGUUGGGGAUCUUCCAAGGCCCUGAUCUCUGCUGCCGGGAACAUGACCGAUGCCCACAGAACAUCUCGCCCUUCCAGUACAGCUAUGGUAUCAGAAACUACCGAUUCCACACCAUCUCCCACUGUGACUGUGAUGCCAGGUUCCAGCAAUGCCUGAAGAACCAGCAGGACUCCAUCUCGGACAUCGUGGGUGUGGCCUUCUUCAAUGUGCUGGAGGUCCCCUGCUUCGUGCUGGAGGAGCAGGAGGCGUGUGUGGCGUGGUACUGGUGGGGAGGGUGCAGAAGGUAUGGCUCCAUACCUCUUGCCCACCUCCAGCCCAGGACCCUCUAUAAUGCCUCCUGGAGCUCCCCAGCCACCCCCCAGCCUCCCAGCCUUCAGAACCCAGCCCCUAGCAAGCCACAACAGAAGCAGCGUCCUCAGAAGCGACCACCGCAAUGGAAAGGGUCUAAGAACCCCAUCAAAACCAACACCACAGCCCUCCGGACCCCUGUGGCCUCCACCCAGCCUGAUAUGUCCCCCACAGCCUGGCUUGAGGUCACCCAUCCAGGCCUCCAGGGGCCAUGGAGUGGCCUAAAACCUCAGGAUGUCCGCCGAGCCUGCCGCAGCUUCCGCCACUUGGAUCAAUGUGAGCAGCAGAUCGGGCCUCAGGAAACAAAGUUCCAGCUGCUCAAUAGUGCUCAUGAGCCCCUCUUCCACUGCAACUGCACACGCCGCCUGGCACGCUUCCUGAGGCUCCACAGCCCACCUGCAGGCACCAGCGUACUUUGGGAGCUGCUAGGCACAACCUGUUUCAAGCUGACCCCUCCACUGGACUGUGCUGAGGGCACAGGCUGUUUCAGAGACCCUAGGGCCAUCAAGGUGUCAGCUCGGCACUUGCAGCGACUUCAGCAGAGGCGACUCCAGCUCUGGGGUGUGACCACAGAUGAGGGGCAGGUAUGGCCUUCAAAUCACCCAAGAGCCCCCAUGUCAUUCUAUGACCGGUGUCUGCAGCUGACCCAGGCAGCCUGGAGACCUGACAGGCAGCAGAAAUCCUAGAACCACUGACCUCAGUUCCAGCUCUCCUGGGCACCAAACUGGACCUUGCUCCUGGCUCUGCUAGGCCCUGGGGGUCUUGGCCUACUCUCCAUGUGUUAGAUUGAAGCAUAGCACAGGCCCUUGUGGACAGCUGGGAGGCUGGAUGGGGGGAAGAGGGAGCAAGGCUGAAAUGCUGGACCACGUCUCCUACUGUGCUGAGCAAUCUUGAGCUGGUGAUACAACCCCUCUGUGCUUGGAUGUGGUGUUCAAGAGGCUCAUUCUGGGGAAUGGGGAAAGGGUAACCUACUACAGCAGCCUCAGGAGGUAC
Molecule: messenger RNA, 2279 nt
Organism: Prionailurus viverrinus (fishing cat)
Lineage: Eukaryota; Metazoa; Chordata; Mammalia; Carnivora; Felidae
Gene: PLA2G3
Product: phospholipase A2 group III
Exons: 7
Coding region: 404-1972 (522 amino acids)
Biological process (GO): phospholipid metabolic process; arachidonate secretion
Molecular function (GO): A2-type glycerophospholipase activity
Source: RefSeq, a predicted model, not a curated record